This is a messenger RNA of Didymella exigua CBS 183.55, 730 nucleotides long. RefSeq names its product arad-like aldolase/epimerase. Gene Ontology annotation, cellular component: cytoskeleton. The record is from RefSeq and is a predicted model, not a curated record. Gene Ontology annotation, molecular function: actin filament binding. Lineage: Eukaryota; Fungi; Ascomycota; Dothideomycetes; Pleosporales; Didymellaceae. Bases 43 to 687 code for a protein of 214 amino acids. The transcript is spliced from 2 exons.
GGCAAGUAUGGGUAUGAUGAGGGUGUUGCCGGACACAUCACCAUGCGUGACCCCGUGGAUCCGACAACGUUCUGGGUGAACCCCUUCGGUGUUGCCUUCAGCUUGAUCAAGGCCUCAGACUUGAUCCUUGUAAACCACGACGGCGAGGUCAUUGACGGCGGACCAUGCCGUCUCCUCAACUUAGCGGCAUACAUGAUACACUCAGCAAUCCAUGCAGCGCGCCCGGAUGUUCUCGCUGCGGCACAUAGCCACUCGAUCUAUGGUCGUGCCUUCUGCUCGCUCGGCCGCAAGCUCGACACCAUCACACAAGACUCAUGCGCCUUCCACAACGACCACGUCUUGUACGACAGCUUCAAUGGCAUCGUACUGGCGGAAGAGGAGGGCAAGAAUAUUGCGCGGGCGCUUGGUGACAAGAAGGCCGCGUUGUUGAUCAAUCAUGGGCUCUUGACGGUCGGCAAGUCGAUCGAGGAGGCGGUUUUCUGGUUUGUGUCGCUAGACAAGUGCUGUCAGGCGCAGAUGCUCGCAGAUGCAUCUGCGGGCGGUCGUGGUGGCGAGACUGUAAAGAUUGGUCAGGAGGAAGCCCAGUUCACGUACAAGACUGUUGGAACGCCGCGCGCUGGCUGGUUCAGCGCGAAGCCUCUGUUCGAUGUCAUCCACAAGGAGACAGGAGGAGACUACCUCGAGUAAGAGGUCACAACCCAUAUCAUCUUAUAAAAUCACAACUGGCGAC